This is a messenger RNA of Glycine soja, 1117 nucleotides long. RefSeq lists its product as uncharacterized. The record is from RefSeq and is a predicted model, not a curated record. Lineage: Eukaryota; Viridiplantae; Streptophyta; Magnoliopsida; Fabales; Fabaceae. Gene Ontology annotation, molecular function: calcium ion binding. Bases 459 to 872 code for a protein of 137 amino acids. The transcript has a single exon.
UUAAGAUUUUCAAUUUAUGCUUGGUUCAUUCAAGGAAAGACCAUUCUCAAGAAAACUAGCCAUUCUUCACUGAUUCGUUCUACACGCAAAGAGUUUUAGACUUUCAACACCCACUUUGCCAAAUACCAAUUGAAAAUGGCACAGACCGGCUGACUUUACAACGCUGCCCCAUGUAUUCUAUAAGCCGUUUGAUUUAAAAUAUUUACUAUAUGUCGAUCAUUUUCCACCGUAGACUCUGGAUUUCGGGAAAAAGUUGGAAGAAGGAAACAUCCAAUAUAAAGAAUAAACAAACUAAUUAAACGUGAGACACAAAACAGGAGAAGGUUUCGAUACCACUUCAUCUUUCUUUGAUAUUAUUAGUUAAUAAAGAUCGAAUAAAUGCUCUAGGAACCGACUACCAACACCAUAAAUUAGUAGGGAGAAUCAAACUCUUUUCAUCAAAGCACUAGAACUGAAAGAUGAGUGUAGAAAUUUUGGAUGGUGCCACCAUUGUCAACUUCCUUGAGGAUGAAGAAGCGCUUAGUGUCUCGGUGCUUAACCGGUUCACUCACCUUGACACAGACAAUGAUGGCCUUCUCUCGUAUGCAGAGAUGUUGAAGGAGCUCCAAAGCCUGAGGGUGUUGGAAACCCACUUCGGUAUUGAUGUGGAGCCAGACCCGGAUGAGCUUGCUCGUGUUUAUGAAGCCUUGUUCCUACAAUUCGAUCACAACUUGAAUGGCACGAUUGAUCUGGAAGAAUUCAACAAGGAAACAAAGCAGAUGAUGCUUGCCAUGGCAGAUGGAUUGGGUUUCUUGCCAGUUCAGAUGGUCUUGGAAGAAGACAGCAUCCUCAAAAAAGCUGUUGAAAGGGAGUCCAACAAAGUGUCUGCUUAAGUACUACUUCACUCAAGAAGCUUGUCAUUCACAAAGUUCUGCUAGUAAUGUAAUAUUUUAAUGUCCUGGUUUUAUUAUUACUGUUUCCAGUAAAACGACUUACACUGGUUUUUGUUAUAAAUUCCUCAUGGUCAUGGCGUGAACUAAUCUUACUGACUUUUUUACAUAUCCAAAAAGGAAAAAUUGAAAUUAUGACUGUCUAAAUCCAAAAGCCCCAUUAAUACUAUUUUUUUUUUCACACCCUA